Messenger RNA from Etheostoma spectabile (orangethroat darter), 10570 nucleotides. RefSeq names its product storkhead-box protein 2. Gene Ontology annotation, cellular component: cytoplasm; nucleus. Bases 672 to 3785 code for a protein of 1037 amino acids. Gene Ontology annotation, biological process: regulation of transcription by RNA polymerase II. Gene Ontology annotation, molecular function: RNA polymerase II transcription regulatory region sequence-specific DNA binding. Lineage: Eukaryota; Metazoa; Chordata; Actinopteri; Perciformes; Percidae. The transcript has 4 exons. The record is from RefSeq and is a predicted model, not a curated record.
UUACGCAGCUCCGUAACUAUGCCUGCCAUCACUGUACCUGGAUGAGACGGUUCUGCAUCCAGCUGUGUUCUCGCGCACCGUUCCGAAGCGUGUCAGGCGCGACCCAGGACAAUACUCAGCGGCGGCUGCCUCCUCGUUAACCGUGAAGGUUGUCGAAAAAAAGAUACAGGUGUCCCCCGAGACCGGGUUGCUGCCUGGCGAUGAGAUGAGAGGGGCUCUCCGCAUCUGUUGCCUGGGUGAAUUCAUUAACACGUUAGCAUCCAGCUAGCUAGCCAGAUUCCAAGGUACCUGACACAACGAACUGUACGUUAAGUUUCACCGAAAAAGCACGAAUGUCAUGUCUCGUUCCUAGUGGACAGCGCUCGACAUGAAUCUUCAGUAAAUACCGGGUACGGUUACGGGGCGAUACAUUACGUCCAGAGAAAAAGACGGACCUAAAGGUGUGGGAAUGGGUUUCAUGAAAUGCUAGGUAGCUAACGGGAGCUAGCAGGCUAGCUGCAUGGAAACACAGUUGUAGGCUAUGCGGCUGCUGCUGCAGAGCGUAGCUUGUAGCUGCAUACCCUGCUAGCUACAAUGGACUGUUGGUUUCCUAUUAAGCCUGACGGUGUCUCAGAUAGAUAAAUACAAUGAUACUACUACUUUCGAUAGGCAGCUAGAAGGGCGACGCGACAAUGGAGUCUUUCCUGCAGAUUGCUCCUCAUUCCCUGGCUAUAGUGCUGUCCAGGGUCGGGGCUGCGGAGGCGGUGGGGGCGGCCGGGGUGUUAGAGAGCGACGCGCUGCCAAGACACCACACCGGCUACGAGAUUUUUGCCGAUUUCAAAGCAGAAAAUACCCAGCAACAUGUCUGGAACCAGAGGAUUACCGAGGCGGUGUCCGAGACCUUCUUCCUGGGAUGGAUAGACGAACAUGUGUUGCUGAUCCAGGGGAAGGAGGACCAUCUGGAGGUGCUGAGGGAGGGAUGGAUGCGGAGGUCCCUCAAUCCGCCACGGGGAUUCACCAUCAAAUACCUGGGUGAUGUGUCGCCAAUCAGUAUGUCCCCCAUCAGCCAAUCCCAGUUCAUCCCUUUGGGAGAGGUAUUGCUAUUGGCUAUCUCUGCUAUGAACUCCGCCCACAAGCCUGUCACUCAGGAGGCCCUAACUGAACACCUGCAGACAUGUUUUCCAGGUGUUCCCACACCAACGGAGGAGGUUCUGCACCACACGCUAGGCAUGCUGGUCCGUGAGCGGAAGAUCUACCCGACACCCGACGGAUAUUUUAUUGUGACCCCUCAGACUUACUUCAUCACUCCGAGCCUGAUCCGAACCAGCUCCAAGUGGUACCACUUAGACGAGCGAUCCGCCGACCGACACCAACAGCAGCAGCAUCAGAACCAGCAGCAGCAUCAGCAGACGCAGUGCACCUCCCCUCUCUCUGGCACCAUCACCCCAUCCACCUCUGGAGCCGUGCGAGAUCGAACACACCCAAAGUCCAGCCAGAACCACAGUGCGGGAGGCGGUGGAGGGGAUUCUUUUUACAACAACAGUUACCGUGGAGACGACCCUCCCAGCCACCACACCACCCUGCAGCGUCGAUCUCCCAAGGACCACCGGGAGGCGUACUCGUCCCCGCAUUCCCCGCAAACACCUCCUCAGCAAGCAGGAGGCAACACAGAAAAGAGUCGCAGCACCCUAGGGUUCCCCUUCAAGACGGAUACGCUCACCAAGCACCGAAGCGGGGGAGGAGGAGGGGGAGGAGCAGGGGGAGGAGGAGGAGGGACAGGAGAGACAGAGAAACAAGCAGGUGGGGGAAGUGGUACAGGAAGUCGGAAAUUUGGUUUAAAGCUGUUUCGUCUGAGCUUUAAGAAGGACAAGGCCAAGCAGCUGGCCACCUUCUCUGCACAGUUCCCCCCUGAGGAGUGGCCGCUCCGCGACGAGGAGGCACCCAGCCAGCUGCCACGCCAUGUAGAGAUGGAGAUCAUCCGCAGAAUCAACCCUGAUCUCACUGUGGAGAACCUCGCCCGGCACACAGCGGUCAUGAAGCGCCUCGAAGAGGAGCGUGCCCAGAGGAGCAAAGCGUCGUCUGCCAAUCAGAGCUCCAGGAGUAGGAGAAGUGGGGGGAGACACAGGAAACCAUCUCAGACCAAACUCAGCCGCUCACAUAGCAAGACGAGGGCAUCCCGCGGCGAGCCAAGCGACGGCUCCCACCUGGAGCUUGCCGACAGGGACUACAGAGCCUACUCGUCCUCACUGGCUCGGUCACCGAGGGAACACGCCCUGGCCAUGGAGCGGCAACGGGCCCGCCUUCACCUGGCACACAGCAACCCCAACAUCCUCGACUCCUCCCACCUGCCUGUCACGCCAGAGUGGGAUGUGUCCGGAGAGCUUGCCAAGCGGCGCACCGAAAUGCCUUUCCCUGAGCCAAGCCAUGGCCCGUCAGCCCACCACUCCAAAGUCCACCGCUCGCACUCCCACACCCAGGAGAGGAAGUCUAGGAACGAACGCAGCGACAAGGCCAAGGAACGCUCCAGAUCCAUGGACAAUUCUAAAGGACCACUUGGAGCUGGGUUGAUUGGACCACCCGAUUAUUACGACGACCGGAGCCGUUACUAUACUGACGAUGGCACCCUGCGAGCCAAUCAGAGCUCUUCUCACUACUCUCGAGCCACCCCACCCUCAGCUAAACUGCCUGUGGAUUCUUUGGGGUUGGAUGGUGGCAGGAGUUUAGAGAAGAGUAAGAGCAGGGACAGCUUGCCGGCAUACUCGCCCAAACCACUGCUCACCGCCGUCCCUCCUGAUGAUUACUUCCAAUGUGCAGGUUCCUCCGAGCCUGCUCUUACAGGAGCAAACCCAAUGGGAACUCUAGGCAAAAGUAGCCAUGAUGGAUUAAAACUAGGCAGCGCUGACAGGCAAACAGACAGACAGACACCCCAUCCUCUAGAAAAUAAGGAGGACUUGUCAAAGGUGGGACCUAAGGGUGGCAGCCUGCCUCCAAUACCCCUCUCUAUCCCUGACCCACCACUUCCUAAUGGACGCCCUCCCCACAGUGCCUCCUCUGGUCAGGAGAAACGUAAGGAGAUCUUUAGUAAAGACACACUCUUCAAACCUCCUCCUAGCCUCCCUUUGCCCGGCUACAGCUCCCUGAGAAAACCCCAAGCCCUCGCCUCCUCUACUCUGUCCUCGUCCUGUGAUGCACUUGAUUCCCAGGAGGCCUUUGACGCUCCCAAACCUCUGGUGGCUACACAGUCUGCUCCCCCACAGGGGAUUGAACCCUCUACCAGUGCUGCAGAGGCUUCCUUUGACUACUACAACGUCUCUGACGACGAGGAACUCGAGGAGGGGGGGACUAAAAGUCGAGGAGAGGACGAGAAGGCUGGAGGAGGGGUUGUUGGGAUGGGAGGAGGUGGAGCAGGGACGAUGCAGUGGCUGCUGGAGAGAGAGAAGGAAAGGGAUCUACAGAGGAGGUUUGAAAGAACCCUCACCUUCCCUGGUGCUAAAGAGAACCUUCCAGAGCCCAGUCAGAACCAGCAGUCAGCCCACUCUGCUCGACUCGACAGUAUGGACUCCAGCUCCGUCACUGUUGACAGUGGAUUCAACUCCCCGCGGACAAGAGAGAGCCUAGCGUCCAACACCUCUUCCAUCGUGGAGAGUAACCGUCGACAGAACCUCGCGCUGAGUCCCGGGCAUCUCGGCAUCACUACCGGCACGGGCCCCCCGUUCUCCUUCCGCGCCAUCCCAGAACCUUCCGGCACCCAACCAGAAAAGCUCCAGAAGCCCAGCGCUUGCCUUGCGUCAAUCACCAGCGUCUAGGGGCAGAACUAAGGGCUGGGCGGAGCGCCGAGAGAGCCGAUGGAGAGGGGCCCCCCCCCCCGAGGACUGUUACAUCUUUAGACUGACUGAAUCAGUGGAGCUGCCACAGGCCCACUGUGGAACUAUAGCUAUUAACACACACACACACACACACACACACACACACACACACAAACGCACACACACUUGAACAGAUACAUACAGAGAAAUUUAGACCACCACAAAACUACUCUCUUUCUCUCUCUCACACACAGACAUAAUACACACCAGGCCACUGGGCAGACUCUGACCAUGUCAUUCUACAGCCUCUAGUUUACACACUGCUGUUGUGUUGUUUCACUUUCACGUGGGUUCUUGUGUGUGUGUGUGUGUGUGCGUGUGUGUGUGCGCGUGUGCGUGUGCGUGGGCUAUGUUUGUACAAUCUGUAAUCUCAGGUCAUGUUAUUUCCACUCUCAUUCCAGCUGCUCCAGAUAAGCGCAUCUCCCUCUAGUGGUGUCUCCUGGUAUUAGACACUGAAGAGAUGCAGCUCUGCUGACUACUGUUACUAAUGGUACACACAUUCUCACUGAUCCAGCUACUCACUUGUCUCCGUUAGGCUCUUCUCUAAAUUCACCACUGGCAGACACCGUGUAAGGUGCAGUGCCACAAGAAAUUGCAACGAACACCCUUGACCAUCACUCCAAAGUGCAUCAACAAUGUGAAGGGGUUAGACAGUCAAAUGAGUAACCUGGGCUGUUUUUACUCUAACACGCUGUAGAAUGAAGCUGAGCAGUUCUUGUAUCUGUUGGAUGCCAUGAUGCCCAUUUCAAACUGCCGGAGCUCUGUGGUCUCCUCCACUGUUGUCAGAUUAUAUCGACAGCCUGAGGCGUAGCUCCAGGGAUGAGAUUUUUGAUUACAGAUCUUCCUCCACUUUUUUCUUUUCUUUUUUACGUUGCCCCUCAUGUCCAACUGGAUGCAAGCUGUAUCAUGUUUCCGCUUUGUGUUGGCUGUUGCGAACAAUCAUUUGCUAUUUCCGGACACAUGCUCUCUUCUCCUCUCCACUCCACUAUCGUAACAGGCUGUAAGGGAUAAGAUAAAUAUGAAAAUACACAAAAUUAUAAGAAAACACUGCAUAGCUGUCAGGGCCACUGUAAAUAAGGCUUUACAGCAGCACAGAGACAGACUGAGAGGUAAGAAAACAAAUAAAGAACUAUUUAAAGACAUAAAAAAUAUUAAUAUGACGCUGAAGUUUGCUUCUGAUUCACAGCCUUGUUUUCACUAGUUAGGAGAAAGUUAAGGGAGACCUAACUUGGUAUUGCUCAGCGACAGAUCCUGCAUUUUUUUGCUCCUCUUACUGUUGUAAAAGCGUGUUAGUGAUUUUAGGUAAAACAUUAAAGUUGCCUGAAACUGAGAUGUGGGAAAGCUUUUUCUACUUGUAAAAAUAAAUUUUAAAAAAUAGAGAGAUUUUCCAGAUCACAAACCCGCUUUACUUUGGCGCCCGGGUAGCUCAGUUGGUAGAGCAGGCGCCCAUAUAUAGAGGUUUAGUCCUUGAAGCAGCUGCCGCAGGUUUGACUCCAACCUGCUGCCCUAUGCUUCAUGUCAUCCCCCCCCCCCCUCUCUUUCUCUCCCCCUUCAUGUCAUGUCAGCUGUCCGAUAAAUAAAGGUUUAAGAUGCAAAAAAAGGAAGAAAAAAAAACUUAAACUGGUCAAAUCAGGACUAUAUUAUCCCAGAGAUGCUAGAGACACAGUUUAUAGAUAUACAGGUAUUUGUGAAAAUACACACUAAAAGGGGGAUUUCACUGCUUGCCUCACACUGGACCAGUGCCAGACCAAAACCACUAAACCUAGACUCGUCACAUCUGCAGUACACCAUCCUAGAAAAGAUGAAGAUUAUCCAAGAUAAUUUCGGAUUUGUGAAGUCUUUAUUGGGGUCUUAAUGUGAAAUCUCCCUACUUUGCAUUCUUCACAAAUGGAAUAGAGCUUUCACAAGUCUCAAAAAGUCAAACAAAAAAAGUGGGUUUCGGACAACUUAAAUGCUUUACCUAAAAUCACUUUCACAAGAGAAAACAGGAUCAGUCGCUCAGCACCGUUAUGCUUCCCUUAGCUUUCCCCUUAACUGCCCAAUUGGAAGCUAACUUCAGCAUUGUGAUAAUAAUGAUUUUAGAGGUGACCUUAAAAGAGGAAUAUCCAGUACACAAUAUAAGUAAGUUUAUAUAUACAGUGUAUAAAUGCCUAUAUGUAUUGAAAUUAAUAUUUAAUGACAUGCUGCAUUUUGUACUGACUUUGUCUUUAUGUACAUAUAGCAAAGCAGUCUUGUUUGUUUGUAGAGUCACUUCACCAAGCGAUGCUACCGAGCCACGGCCGAGCGACGUACGUCUCCGCGACGCGUAGUGACAUUUUUCAAGAAGUGCACGGCUGGCUACGACUUGGGUUGGUGUCUCCAUGUACCAACCUACGUAGCGAUGGCGUAGAUUUCACGCAAAGUAUAAAUCAAGCUUUAACGGUAGACAGAGGCUACUCAUGAAGUUACUUUGGUUUCAAAGGAACUCAUCAGUUCAGGGCGAUUGUUCCCCAUUCAAGUAGGAUUAUGCCGAUCACGUUCCUAACGCAGUAUUUAAUGGCUCAUUCAUAAAGGGUCUAUGAACUAGCCAUUGUGGCUUUUGGAGCCGUCACCUUGCUUCAGUAUGACACUCCCCGCCAUGUGGCAACAUCACUGCAGGACCUCAAACAACAUGUAUGACACAAAAAGCCCCCAGACAGAGAAAAUCCAUUGGUUUUGCCUUGACCACCAUGUAAUGCUACACAUUCAGUUGACGUGAGAGGAGGGUGGGGAGUGGGUGGAGAGAAAGCACCUGAAGCCGACUGCAGCUGCAUCCAGAGGACAUAAGGGGUUACGAUCAUGUUCCUGUCGCGUUUCACAGCUAACUAGCAUAUAUCACUGACCAUUUCCAGUAGAUGGGAAGUGAAUUUGAAAUGAAAUGUAUGAAUCCUGACAUCGGAAAGCGCAGACGCUGCUGCAGGUUGUCCAAAUAUACAUUCAUGAGGAGGAGCAGCUGCACUGGCACUUGAGGUGGCUGAGCGUCCAACAGAGAAUUUGAGACAUGGAGGGGAUUCAGAAAACUAAACCAGACCAGUGUUAUACACAACAAGCAGGGAUGUGACUUUGUUGUUUUUCGGGUUUUUUUCAGUAUUUCUUUAGUGAUACACAACUUUAUUGUUUAUUUACAUUUCUAUCCAGUUCAUAACUACUUGAGUUUUUUCGUCAAACUGUUUGAAUCCCUGAGCCACUCUCACUCCUGGUGCUAAGAUGUAUCAUGGUCAGCGAUGGCCAUGAUAGUAGUCAUAAUAAAAAGGGUGAUGAGAGAGUUGGAAAAUAGUAAAUGGUUGCUUACACUUAUAAUAGGUUUCACCUGCAUACUUUUGGCUGUGGCCAUUUAGUCCCUUCUGUGAAGCAUGUGGGUGAACUGGGAUUAGAAAGUGACGGAAGAGGCGUACAGGGCGACAGCUGACUACGGCACAGGGAGAUGUGAAAUAAGACCUACAGUACAUUCAAAAUGUGUUGGUUUCACAGUAACUAGACCUGAGCUGAGCUGGAUUUACCUAAAUUGGAUAAAAAUCCUGCAGUCCUAUAGGUCAAUAAUUUCCCAUCCUCCUAUAGGCUCAGGGAGCUGUCAGUCACCCCAGUGUUGUCGUCCUAUAGGCUCCUCUACAACUACCUCCACAGCAGCAAAAACACAGCCCGUCCUUUCUACUAUCACACUGUCAUCAGCCUCUAGCCUGUGAAUGUCUGCACGCACACACACACACACACACACACACACACACACACAAAUAUACAUACAUACACACUAACACACUACACAUCAAAGUGCUGGACUCCCUAUUGUUUCCCUUUCUUCACCAACAAGGCUUCUUCUAAUGGUAAAUGAUAACAUUGUGGUUCAGCUGCCAACCCCCCACCCCAAAAACACACACACACACGCAGUCCUUCUCAUCCUCCUUAUUACGACCAUUAGUGGUACAUAACUUCCUCUGCAGAACGUACCACUGUCCGAGUCCCAGAAAGAGACCCCAAACAGUGUUGGCCUUCUCACCAAUAAGACGUGUAACACAAUGUCCUGACAUACAGCUAUGCAAGCUAGCCCGCUGUGACGAGGCACAACAGAGUAAAUAUCAGAUUCAGUGAGGAUAUGCACUCUGUAAGACGUCAGAUAUACUCCAAAGCCAGUUCCUCAUGGGCAUACAUUUUGGCUGUCUGCAUGUCAGACAUGAGCUGCAGGUGUAGUUUACGUCACAUGGACCCUCACAGCUACGUGUGAAGUACAAAAUUAGCCUUGAGGGGGUUCACAAUGCUUAAAACAAACUAGUUCAUACAAUGUGUUGUCUGACCAUGUCUACAGUCGGUGCAUCUACCUUUUCUGAAUUGCAACUCCCGCCUUUUAAGUGUGCUCUUAAUUUCCACUUUGGAAGGCCCAGCAUUUGAAAAGUUUGAUGUCACACGAUCCGACAAGCACUUCAUUUGAAGCUUACUGGCCCUCAGUAAAAGCUACAAGUGUAGCUGCUUUUGGUUAAAGGGUGCUGUGUAUCAAGAUACUUGUUGCUCUCACCUUGAGUUAACUUGUUCGCUGUAUGGUAGGACCAAAUGAUUUUUUAUAACAAUUCUAUUCGUUUUCAUGGAUUUCCCCGUGUUCGCUCAAUGUGAGGUGCUCAGUUUCCUCCGCCCUACAGUCCUUGCUGCGGCUAACUAUAGUGUUGGCCUGGCAACUGUGUAGGCGCCAUGACGACCAGUAGGAGACAUUAGCGUAACGACAAGGACAAGAACCCUCACUGGCUUCCCACCUGUGAACACGUGUUUGUGGGAAUCAAACUCCUGAAUUGGUAGAUUGGAACUUUAACUCUUUCCCGCCAGGUUCAUUUGGCCAUCACGACCUUUACAAAUGUAACAAGCACUUCUGUUAUGAGAACUUCCUUUAAGAACUAGUUGAAUGGUUCUGUGUGUGGCGUAAGAAGGUAUUAUCCGUACUACUGGAGUAGGAUUCUACUCCCUGACAUACUGUUGGGUUUUAGUUCUCCUUCUACCAACGCAUUCGUUCCUACUCUAUGUCGCAACUACACAAGGGUACAACCUCAUGUCUUAGGAGGAAAAUGUUCAGUAUGCUACACUUCAAACUGCUAAUACUAGGGCUUUACCCUCUUCUGCCUCUGUACCAGGGGACUGGUUUAUAAUUUUUCCCCAACGAACUGUUUCUGUUCUACAAAUAUGGUCACUAUUUAUAGUCUGUUCCACUGCUGUUCUUGGGUUUUAGUCCCCGGGACGUUUGGACUAAAAUUAAAAUCCAACAGACUAAAACUACCACUAAGUCAGAUUUGUCUCCAGUCUUUAAGUAGCCUGUAGUUUACAAUGUCAGCAGGGGUGUAAUACCACUUAAGGGUUUUAGUUCCUUUUUUGUCAAUAUAUUCUAGGAGUAUAUUGUAACUGUAAUAGGGUUCAUGCCCCUGCGCUAGCCCAACAGUUGGCUUCCAAUCCAUUCUAUAAGCCCAUUGCCGUAGGGCUUUAUCCAUUACUACAUCAUUGUAGUAGGAUUGUAGUCCCCGAAACCUCUACAGAAGGGUUUUAGUGCAAGUGGUACCCUUGUCGUUGGGCGUUCUCCCCUAUUCCUGUGAAUCUCCAAGUGGGGUCCCCCAGGGGCUCGUGGCCUUCUGUCAGGGGUCCACGAAAGGUUUUCACAUUCAUUCAUUUAAAUCGUAUCAUGAUAUAAAACAGUUAUUUAUUUUUCCUAAAGGCUUCAUAGUUAAAUAAAUAAAAUAUUAAAUUUUUUAAUCAAAUAUUUCAUAGAUUACGUUCUAAUAAUCUAAUCUAACAAAUCUAUAACUCUUAAAAACUGCAAAUAUGUUUGAUGCAUGUCUAAUAUGUUUGCAAGACAUUUCUCGUGUGUUCGCGUACCCAAGACUAUAGAAGUGUAAAGAAUAGGCUACGUCCAAUUAUUCCAAAGGAGAUACAGUACGUGGGGGGGGGGGUAUAUUCUUUAUCUUGUAAGGAGUCCUUGGUGUAAAAACAGAUUGGGAACCUCUGCCCUAAUCUAUGACUAUGGGAAGAUGCAUAGACAGUGAAGGAUAUACUGGAUCCAGAUUCUGGGAGUUAAGUUCUAGUCUCUGUUCCACCUUCACCAUUCAGAGGGUGCUGUUCCUACAAAUAUAACCAUUUCAGUCCCUGUUGUACCACUAAUCUUGGGUUUAACACUACAGUUGAGUUCCUGUCCUUACAGUGGACUUUAAUCUCUAUUGUACCACAUUUCAGGGCUUUUAGCUCCUGUUCCACAGCCACAGUGGGGUUCUUGUCCCUGUUCCACCAGUAAAUUAGGGAUGUAGUCUCCUGCCUGGUGGAGGUCAUGGGUUCCAUCCUUCAUGUCUGAUGAUUGCACUGCCCCCUAUUCAGCUACUGUCUGGCCCAGUGGCCCCCUAUCAACCCCUGGUCCCCUCCAGCCACAGUCCUGCAACCUUCCAUCCCUUUUCUACACUGACAGUCCAUGAAAUGUCUUCCCUUAACAUCGGUGGUGGUUUAUAAAAAUGGAGGUUCAACAAUAACAUUGUUUCUAACGGUGACGGUAUGUCAUACCUGUAAAUGAUGUUUAUCUGUCAUGCCUAGUCAAAUAAUUUAAACAAUAAAAAGAGGGAUUUUUUUAAAUGUCUAUAAUAUCUGAAAGUCCCUUUGAUGUGUAGUACUGGUGUUACCAUUGUUGUAGUGUAUGUGAUACCCUAUUGGGAUUGUGUUACUUUUUAAGAUAAUAAAAUAACAAUGUUUGGUUA